GUUCCAUUUUCAAAUUCCAAAUUACGUAUAUGAGAUUACCAAAAUCCACUAUCUUAUUUCAUGAAUCCAAAUUCCUUCUAAUAAACCCAAUUCACAAGCAAAAUGGCGAUCGAUUUCAAGCUAGAGUCCUCUAAAUUCAAUGGCGCAAAGGAGGAAAAUCGAGACCCCCGUUACAACUAAACCCGAUAUUGGUCUCGAUUUGCAACAAGUGGCUACUGAUGUUGCUAAACUUUAUCAAGAAUCCCUGAAUUUGCGACCCAUUUCUUUUGAUGCUGGUCGAAGACAUUCCCUUACGAAAGCAUACGAAUGGAUUUCAUCGCAAAUUCAGGUGGGAAAAUCAGUUACUUCAACCGACAUUAUCACCUACGUGCAGAAUGAGCUCGAUAGUUUGCCAACCGAUCCUCAUCUGAACGGGGCUUCCUCUAGCUCGACGGCUUCCAUUGAAAACAACGAACCAGGUGAGAACGCGCCUCAAGAUAUGGAAGAGGACCCUCCCCAUGUUUAGCUUCAACAAUCUUGAUUUCAUUAUUUUCAUGAUCUCAAAUAUAUGAUUCAGGAUCUUGAGUUUUAAUUGAACAAUUUAAUGCUUAUAACAUAUAUGUUAGGAUCUUGUGAGGGUACUUAGGUAAUUUCACAUGCAUGAACUCCAAAUCUUAAAUAUUA
This is a messenger RNA of Helianthus annuus (common sunflower), 663 nucleotides long. RefSeq lists its product as uncharacterized. The record is from RefSeq and is a predicted model, not a curated record. Lineage: Eukaryota; Viridiplantae; Streptophyta; Magnoliopsida; Asterales; Asteraceae. The transcript is spliced from 3 exons. Bases 140 to 505 code for a protein of 121 amino acids.